UCAUUGACAUGUAACCUUUAAAAACGCGCAAUGGAGAAGCUGCGAGCAUACAGGAGUAAAUUUGAAGAAUCUCUAGAGAAAAAGAACGUCUUCACAGAUUUCUUGUGCUUAUGUGAGCAGCGUUCGGGUGUCAGUAAAGUUAAUUUGGCUUAUGGAGUGAUUGUCUUUCUCACCCUAUAUUUAGUUAUCGGCUAUGGAACUGAUGUACUCACCUUGUUAGUGGGUGCAGUUUACCCUGCAUAUCGAUCAGUUAAAGCCAUAGAGACUCAUGAGAAGGAGGAUGAUACGAAAUGGCUGACUUAUUGGGUUGUAUUUGCAUCUGUUCAACUAUUCGAAGCGUGUACAGCGAUGAUGGUAUACUACUUACCUCUCUACCCGAUUUUGAAGUGCAUCUUUCUGAUAUAUUGUAUGGCUCCUAUACAAAACAAUGGAUCUUUACUCAUCUACAAAAAAUUAAUUCGACCAUUUGUUCUUGAACACUCACCAGCAAUUGAUUCAGUAUUGGAUACUACAGUUAAUAUUGCUGGAAAUGUAGUCGAGAAUGUUUGAAGAUAUAAGUGUAAGUUGAACACUUGUGAAUUGAUUAGGCAAUAACUUUUAUCAAAGCUACUCAUAAAGCACUAGAAAGCAAUGGGAAGUAGAAGAAACAAGAGAAAAAAAGUGUUUUCCUAAGUUUAAUGAAUUUUAUUUCUUUUCCAUUCCUUUGUUCUCGCUGUCAUCUCUUUCUUUUUCUUGACUUCUCGUAGAUUUUGACAAUAUGACCCCAGUUCAUUCAUUAUUAUUAUUAUUAUAUCUGUGUACAACAAGUACCAAUAAGCAUAUCAUUAUAAUUUGUGUGUGUG
Molecule: messenger RNA, 842 nt
Organism: Trichobilharzia szidati
Lineage: Eukaryota; Metazoa; Platyhelminthes; Trematoda; Strigeidida; Schistosomatidae
Source: the annotation of a GenBank genome assembly